CUUGUUUAUCAAGAAAAUUGUGUAGAUACCUGCACUUUCACAGGUUGACUUAAAGUAUAGAGGAAAAAAAUGGGAGGAGGAGCCAUGUUGCCACUCUUUACAAGUACAAACUCCAACAAUUCUUUCACUACCCCAACCCUACCCACCCUUAGGGACUCCAAUUUCCAAUCUCCCCCUUCUUUAUCAUCAAUUUGUGAAAUACCCUUUGGAGAAUCUUGGACUAAGAAUAGGUGUAUUGAUUAUGGUUCAAACUCUAAGAUUCUUGAUAUUGAACCUUUUGAUGAAAAAGGAACACAAGGGUCUCCUUAUUAUGACUCUGUUUUUGGUUCUGUUCCUUGUAGCUGGGAGGUUGAAAAGGCCAUGUCUGAUCUCCAAAGUUUUAUGAGUGGGUAUUAUGCUCCUAAAGAAGAGAUGAAUUGGGUUGAACCGAUGCUAAAUCCUUAUCAGUCGACUCUGGUGAAAUCACCUGGAAAUGAAAGAUUUUAUGAUGCUCUUUUUAUGCUUCAAAAUGAACCAUCAAUUCAGAGAUUGGUUUGUUCCAUAGCUUGUGACAGAGCUGUUUGGGAAGCCAUGAUGAGCAACAAGGCAGUUCAGAAUCUUCAAGGCUCAGUCAUAUCUGCAGCAAAAGAAGAAGAAUCACAAAGCUCAACUGGGGAGUCAGACAUCGGAUCCCUCAUAGUGAAAUGGAUUAUGGGCAUCACAACUUCCAGAAUCGCGGAGCUGCUCCAAUCAUUUGGAUCAUUAUUAAGUGAAAUAAUCCAUGAUAUAUUUGAACCAGACAGUAAAGAAAAACCCACUUCUGAACUCUCUCAUCUCUUGGAAGAGAAGAUUAGAUCCUCUUUCCUUUUAUCAGUUAUUUUGUUGUUGAUUGUGGUCGUCACAAGAACCCAAGGAACUUGAUCAGCAUCAAAUCACACGACGACUCAUUUGCUA
Messenger RNA from Solanum verrucosum, 933 nucleotides. RefSeq lists its product as uncharacterized. Bases 70 to 900 code for a protein of 276 amino acids. The record is from RefSeq and is a predicted model, not a curated record. The transcript has 4 exons. Lineage: Eukaryota; Viridiplantae; Streptophyta; Magnoliopsida; Solanales; Solanaceae.